AAUAAAGGGGUUAUACCUGCAAGGCACUUCGAUGCCAAAGUAAGAAAGAAAACAAUAAGGUACAACAGAAAAUAUGAGAGUUUGGGCAAAAUUUGGAUUACCUUGCCCUCUAGAAGUAGGUCUUAACUAGAUGGGCGUACGGGACUAGCCGUUGCCGGAGACGACUGUCCAGCGUGCUCGGAUGAUCCUUGGUCGUGGAGACCUAGAGAUUAGUCGUGCCUGGUAGAGAGGGGAACUUGCCUUCUGCCGGUUCUAUGGAUCCGGUUAAUGCUUAUUGGGCCUAUAUAAAAGCUUUAUAUAUGAGUCUGCAAGAAUACAACUUAGAGUGUAUUUUAACUACUUUUUAAUUAAAACUUCCUAAAACAUACAUUAUAUAUAAGCAUAUGAAUUAGAGGAUAUUUCAUUUCAUAAGAUGGCAACUGAAUGGAACUCUGAUAUCCUUCAUGUAACAUACACUGUGUUUGGAUGGAUCGCUUUUCUGGCUUGGGCUUGUAGUUUCUAUCCUCAACUUUUCUUGAACUUCUCAAGAAAAAGUGUGGUUGGUUUGAACUUCAACUAUCUGUUAUUGAACAACACCAAACAAACCUUAUAUCUCAUCUACAACGCCACUUUGUACUUCAGCAAUACUGUUCAGUUUCAGUAUCAUAAGAAAUAUGGCUUUGAUCAGAUGAUACCAGUAGGUGCAAACGACGUUGCCUCCUCGAUAAAUGCUGUUGUGCUUACAGGAAUGAUUUUGUUCCAAACUACAAUAUAUGAGCGUGGAAAUCAAUCAAUAUCAAAAAUUACCAUUGGUAUUGUAAGUGUGGUGUGGAUAACUGUUGGAGUUUGCUUUUUCAUGGCAUUCCCUUCCAAUUCUUGGCUUUGGCUAAUUUACAUCUUUAAUUCAAUGCAAGUAAUUCUGUCAAUUAUCAAAUAUAUUCCUCAGGUAGCUAUGAACUUCAUGCUAAAGAGCACAGUUGGAUUUAGUAUUGGAAAUGUGUUCUUAGAUUUAAGUGGAGGAUUUACAAACACUAUUCAAAUGGCUACACAAUCUAUUGAUCAAAAAUCUUGGGUGAAUUUCUCAGGAAAUAUUGGCAAAGUAAUGCUAUGUACGGUAUGCAUGUUCUUUGAUCUUGUUUUUAUGUGUCAACAUUAUGUGUUGUAUCCAUCAAAGAAAGAAUCAUCAAUCACUCCUUCUAAAUUUGAUGACAAACUCAAAGAGCCUUUUAUCAUGUCUUCUAAUCAGCCAUUAACAACAAAUGUGCCACUGGCUGAAAAUAUUGUUUGAUUUUGUAUUUAUUUGUAAAGUCAAAAUGAUGAUAAUUAGUCAUGAAAAUAUUGUUUGAUUCUUUUUGUUUAUAAAGUGAAAAUAUUGUUUCAUUUAUGGAUAUUUGGGGUGUAAGUAACAAUCUAGUAAGAACAUAUAAUGGGCUACUUAUGGUGAUCAACCAUCUCCUAGUAUAAAUAGAACCUUUAUGUCAUUAUGUUAAAGAGAAUUUCUUAUUAGACCCCCUAGUCUUCUUGGUCACCCACGCUGAAAUUUUCAAAAUGCCCCUUUAUGUUGGAAAUGCAUUUUCGAAGUCAACUUUUUAUGAAAAAAAAGGUGGUUUCUGAGAUGCACUUUCGAAAACGCCAUUUUUUUUGUAAAAAAAGGUGUUUUCGGAAGUGCAUUUCCGAAAUAAAGUUUUUUCCCUAAAAAAGGUGGUUCUGGAAGUGCAUCUCCGAAUUCACCCACUUGAAAGAAUUCGGAUAUGUACUUCCGAAAUCUUCUCUGAUACAGAAACCAUGAAACAAACAACAACGCUUCGA
Vicia villosa (hairy vetch) is the source of this 1788-nucleotide messenger RNA. RefSeq names its product cystinosin homolog. Gene Ontology annotation, biological process: L-cystine transport. Bases 413 to 1267 code for a protein of 284 amino acids. The record is from RefSeq and is a predicted model, not a curated record. Gene Ontology annotation, cellular component: vacuolar membrane. The transcript has 8 exons. NCBI's taxonomy places the organism in Eukaryota, Viridiplantae, Streptophyta, Magnoliopsida, Fabales, Fabaceae. Gene Ontology annotation, molecular function: L-cystine transmembrane transporter activity.